UCAACGAAAUUGACAUCGAUUUUAGUUGAUUUAGUUUCAUUUUAUGUGAAAAAAUCCAUUUCCUUGAUGAAAAUAAGUAAAACCAUCCAUUGAUUCCAGCUUAUUAUGCAACUGUCGAAUUUCGCAAAGAUUGGAAUAGGUUGGACACUAGCGGUUGGGGUUGGACUCUACGGAUUCAUUGCAUCGAAAAGUUCCAUUGACAAGAGACGCUAUCAGGAUAUGAAAAUCCGUGAACGUAUGCGUCAAUCGAACGUUGGUGAUUACGAACGCAGUGAACGAAGAUUUUAAACGGGAAUAGCUGUACAGUCUUGUUGUGCUAUCUAGUGAACAUAAACCGGAGGAAUUUUUAUCGUACAAAUCCAAACAAAGUAAAAUGGCCCAAAUGAAUGCAGCCGAUCAAGCGAAAAUGCAAAUGAUGCAAGAUCUGGAAAUUGAGAUGAUGUCCGAUCUGUACAACCGAAUGACACAAGCAUGCCAUAAAAAGUGUGUACCGCCACGAUACAGUGAACCGGAUUUGGGGAAAGGUGAAUCGGUCUGCCUAGAUCGCUGUGUAGCCAAAUAUUUAGACAUUCAUGAGAGAAUCGGCAAGAAAUUGACGGCCAUGUCGGUGCAAGAUGAAGCUUUACUUAAAAAUAUGAGUGGAUAGAGCAGCAUGUGAGAGCAUAUUAGUACUUUUCUGGGUGUAGUGUGAUUAGAAUUAACAUAAUUUCUUCUUUGGUUAAUUAAAAUGCAAAUUAAAUGGAAA
Molecule: messenger RNA, 745 nt
Organism: Bradysia coprophila
Lineage: Eukaryota; Metazoa; Arthropoda; Insecta; Diptera; Sciaridae
Gene: Tim10
Product: translocase of inner membrane 10
Biological process (GO): protein insertion into mitochondrial inner membrane
Cellular component (GO): mitochondrial inner membrane
Source: RefSeq, a predicted model, not a curated record